UUUCAGUUUCAUUCUUCCCAUGCUUCAGUUCACUGUUCUGCGAUUUAUAAAUAAAACGGUUUGAUUGGCUAUAGGUACUUGCUUCAUAAUAAAACGUUUUCAUAUUAAACUCGCUACCGCAGUGCAGUUCAGUGGCGUAAAACAAAAAUUGAAAAGAGAUGAGCAAAGAGGAAACUGAGAUGUUCGAGGAAGAGGAAUACGUAGAUGUACGAUCGUUGCCGUUGAAACCACCUCAGCCGCUACCGCGUCAGGAGAAGCCUGUUCGUCGUCCAUGGCAUCCGGUCAUGUGGGAUCAUUCUAUCGCCGAAGUGCCUUUAGCUGAUAAUUCUGACGAAGAACAGAAAGAUUCAGAUCGUUCGAGAUCCAGAGAGUACCCGCACAAGCAGCGCAUACGGAAUUUGAAAAGAUUAAUUGCAGAGGGAAAAGUCAAGCCAUCUUCAGAAACUGUAAUAUUCUUCCUAUGCAACAAAUUUGCUAUAUCGGAGGAAAGACAAACUAAACUUUCCUAAUAAAGUAACUAUAUAACUUUUGUGUUGAACAAGAGCGUUCUGAUGUUUACUUAUCAUGUCGGCCUUCAUAUAUUGUAACUUAAUAAAAUAAUGGAAUAACAUGUUUUGAAAUAAAUCAACAUGUACUACAUUUUAAUAACAAAAUUGUUUAAUCACUUUUCCUAGUCUUAUGGUGGAUUUGUAUUAUUCGUAAACAAUUUUGAAAUAAAUUAAUUAUACCUAGCGUUUAUUUAAAAAAAAUAUUUUAAACAUUGGAAUAAACAAACAUUAAAGAACGUAUUUUUAAAAUACAGGGGUUGUCUCCGCAUUGAGGUUCUUUUUUGCUCCGAAAAUUGUAAUGGAAAGAAAUAUAAGUGGGGUAUAAAUAUAAAAGAAAAUAUGAAUCUAUCUUCUUAUUAUUAUUAUUAGAAAUGCAGUUUUAUUGCAGUACCCUCCAUAUCAACAUAUAUCUUUUAUUCUAUAUUACAAAGACGCCAAUACGUAUAAAAAUUAUGCAUUUAUAUCUCGCAAUCGUGACAGACUCGCAAAAAACAAUUGACCUACUACAUCUCGUCGCAUCGGCGAUUCCAGUGUCCUAUUCGGAAAAAACGCUUUUGAAAUACUCAAGGCGGUGUUAAUACAUAUACUUUAUAA
Molecule: messenger RNA, 1142 nt
Organism: Pararge aegeria (speckled wood butterfly)
Lineage: Eukaryota; Metazoa; Arthropoda; Insecta; Lepidoptera; Nymphalidae
Exons: 3
Coding region: 159-509 (116 amino acids)
Source: RefSeq, a predicted model, not a curated record